This is a messenger RNA of Canariomyces notabilis, 1066 nucleotides long. RefSeq names its product SWIB-domain-containing protein. Gene Ontology annotation, cellular component: nucleus; RNA polymerase I upstream activating factor complex. The record is from RefSeq and is a predicted model, not a curated record. Gene Ontology annotation, molecular function: RNA polymerase I cis-regulatory region sequence-specific DNA binding. The coding region runs from base 92 to 916 and encodes 274 amino acids. The transcript is spliced from 4 exons. Lineage: Eukaryota; Fungi; Ascomycota; Sordariomycetes; Sordariales; Chaetomiaceae. Gene Ontology annotation, biological process: transcription initiation at RNA polymerase I promoter; nucleolar large rRNA transcription by RNA polymerase I.
AGCUCUGCGCUCGCGUCACGCGACGUGCAACCGUGCUGCAGCAAACGCAACGGACUAAGUUCGAAUUGAUGCCCCCUGCAGCCCGGGCACGAUGUCUGCCCCAUUGACGGACCAGGAGAGGGAAACCUACACCCAUAUCAUCGAUAGCAUUCUUGCCUCAGCUGACCUCCAGACGGUAACACGCAAAAAGAUCCGGCAGGGCUUGGAGGAGGCCAUCGACAAGGAUCUUAGCGAGCAAAAGACUGCGAUCAAAAGCCUGAUUGAGGCCCGUUUCGAUGCGAUAUCCGCCGAGGCUGCCCAAGGGAUACCCACCCCAACUUCUGGCGCAGGCGUCGAGCCGUCCCCUAAGCACGUAGUCAACGGGCGCUCGCCAUCCAACGACGCAGAUGACACCGGCGCCGAUGGCGAGAUAGAGGUAUCGCUUCCCCCGGCCAAAAAGAAGCAGAAGCGUGAGAGCUCGAGCGAAGACGCCGAUGCCCGUUUGGCUGCCGAGCUCCAGGCGCAGGAGAAUAGACUCUCCCGCGGUCGAGUCACUCGCGGCGCCGGUUCCACCAAGGCCAAAGCCAAGCCCAAGGCUAAGAAGAAGAGCGCCAAGCGGGUACGCUCCGAUGACGAAAGCGAAGCUGGCGAUUCCGAGACCGGCAGCAAACCCAAGCGGAAGUCCGGGGGCGGCUUCCAGAAGCCCUUCAAUCUCAGUCUUCCACUGGCGGAGCUUUGCGGGGAGGAACGGCUGUCUCGCCCCCAAGUCGUCAAGAAGCUCUGGGAUUAUAUCAAGGCCAACGAGCUUCAAGACCCUAACGACAAACGCCAAAUCAUGUGCGACGAAAAGUUACAAGCCGUAUUCAAGCAGGACAAGAUCAACAUGUUCUCCAUGAACAAGGCUUUAGGAAACCAGCUCUACCCUAUCGAAGACUAACUUUCUUGGCAUGGCUGGGCGUUGCAGGCUAAGGUAGGCGUGCAUGGCGUCUUGGGAUGUCCUACUUGGCCGACGUGUUUUGCGGAUUCUUCUUCUCUCCUUUUCAGUUUGCUGACAUGGCGGGCGUCGCGUUAUUUAGUUGAAUUUCUC